Messenger RNA from Capronia coronata CBS 617.96, 3225 nucleotides. RefSeq lists its product as uncharacterized. Lineage: Eukaryota; Fungi; Ascomycota; Eurotiomycetes; Chaetothyriales; Herpotrichiellaceae. The transcript is spliced from 2 exons. Gene Ontology annotation, cellular component: phosphatidylinositol 3-kinase complex, class III, type I; phagophore assembly site; phosphatidylinositol 3-kinase complex, class III, type II. The record is from RefSeq and is a predicted model, not a curated record. Bases 1 to 3225 code for a protein of 1074 amino acids. Gene Ontology annotation, biological process: autophagy; cellular response to nitrogen starvation; autophagosome assembly.
AUGUCGACUGCAGCAUAUCAGACGAGCGCUAAACCUAGGAGUCGCCGUGGGAGUUACGGGGAAACAGCCGAGAACAGUCGGAGCAGAGCGUCUAGCUCGGCGUCGUUGAGGUUGUCCAAGACGUUAUCCAGGACGCUCGACGAAGCUGCUGUUCCACGGAAUACCCGCCCUGGUUCGCCAGCCAUCCACAACCAUCGACAGAGAACACACGACUCAAAGCACUCUGAUCAGUUGGGGACAUCUGCGAGGCAUUCUACAACCUCCCUCAACUCCAGCAAAAGCCACAGAUCCAGGUACGAGGAGGAAAGGACCAGGACGCCUGGGUCUGCCGCCAAGCUGAAACCAAAGGUUGUGCAAUCUAUGGAGGAAGAGCACACAGAGCCCAGUCACCUCGUGACGGGCGAAGUUACAGUCACACAAAAUGCGCCGGCCGCAGCGUUCGAGCCAAAGCCCACGGAGUUGGGAACAAUAGUCUCAGCCCCAACGGAGUCGACCCGCGAAACACCAUCACCGGGCUUGCGGGCAUCCUCGCAACCAACUGUUGCUGAAGAAGCCGAUGAUAUUGUUACCAACCCAGAAUCAUUCGUGCCACCGCAGAUGACAAUACUCUCUUCCCCCGCUGCUACCGCCGCAGCGCCAUCCGGCAUACCAACCGAAGACAGCAGGGUUGAGGACGUCGAUACUAAAUCCCCUCAGCAGAACCACACGCUCGCCAACAAUGCUUCUGUAUCGCCACCUGCCUCUGGAAAUCCACUACCCGCGCCGCAUCCUAAAGCUUCUGUGACUUUUCUUCAGCCUUCGCUGGCCCAUAAGUUGCCCGAACCUGGCGACGGAGAAAUUUCCAUCCCCAUAAUGUCAAGUCCGGGUUUGGAAGCUGAUGCGACAAAUAAUGAUAUGCUGCCCACCAUGCUGUCGCCAGUAACAUCACCAAUUCAGUCACCAAUGCUCCAAUAUGUCGGCAGUCCGCCGCCUCAGCAAGUCCUGUAUCCAUAUCCUUACCACCUCCCCUUCAUGGGCAGUCCCCCUUUCCCUCCUUCAGCCUAUCCUCCACCAUUCAUGUCUCCAAUCUCGCAAAUGCAUCCGGAAGAAGGAAUUCCGAGGUCUGGCUCUGCUGGAACCGAGGACGAGCGUACAAAACUUCUAGAGAAGGUCUCCAGUGUACUCCCGGACAUCGAUCGCCUUCUACAUUACUACCGUGAGACUCAGGGUCUUUUGACAGAAAAAGACCACCUUGUCAAACAAGUUGAGAACGAACACGAGGAAGUGGUGACGAGAUUACGCAUCGAGCUGAGCGCAUCAAAGGGAGAAUAUGAAAGGAUCAUAGGUGAUCAAGCGAGAGAAAACGUUAAACUAAAAGGAGAGCUUUUGGAGUGCAAUGAGAAGAUAUUGGUCCUCGAGGAUGCCUCCAGGGAGUUAUCCUCCGUGCGAGAACAGCUGGCAAAUCUUCGCCAGGAGCAUGAAUGUCUGGAGAAGGAUGUGGAAAUGUCAAGACAGUUGAAAGAACAGCUUACGACGGAGAAGAAGGCGCUGGAGGAGACAGUUGAAAGUCUCAAAAAGCAGGCAGCUGAGGAGCAGGCUCUGCACGACCAUAACGUCGCUGAAUUGGAGGCUGCUCAUGCGAAACAGCUCGCUGAAAAGGAGCAGGAACACGGGAAGGCACUUGCUGAGCAAAAGGGUGGUCUAUCCAAAAUGCAACUCGACCUAGCCGGGAUGAUCACGAAACAUACUCAGCAGAAGAAGGAACUAGACUCUGCUCGGGCAACCAUAUCAGAGCACGAGCUUUCUUUGACAAAUCAGGCGAACGAGCUGGCUAAUGCCACGAAGCUCCAUCAGGAUGAAUUGCACGCCAGAGACCAGGCAGCGCAGGAGGAGGCCGAACAACAUGAACUGGAAGCCGCAAGAUGGGCAGAAGAACUAUCUGAAUUGAAGGUGAAGCACGAAGAAGAAGUGCGUGUACAGCGGGAAUCUCAUGAGAAGGAAGUUGAACUGAUUCAAAAUGCGGCAGAAGCAAGACUUGCGGAGGUUAAGGCAGAGCAUAGCAAGCGCGAAGCUCAGUUACAGGAAGAAGGAAACGCUGCGCGUUCUGGAACAGAGGUCGCUACGACAGAGCUUGCCAAAGAGCGGGAGACGGUCGAAGGCUUGAAGAUCGAACUUGCGAAUUCGCAAAAAGCACAUGAAGCAUUGGCAAGACAACACGAGAUGACUAGGAAGCAUCAUGCCGAGCUGGCUGAAUCGAUGCGCAAUUUGAAUGACAAACAGGCUGAGUGGCAUCGAGAAAGUGAGAGAGUGGAGCGACUUUUGCAAGGAUUUGGACAACUGAUGUCCAACAGAAACAGCGGCAAAGGCGACCAGUUCUUUGUCAGCGCAUUCGACCACCUGGCAUUGUUGGUGGAAGAGAUUUCGCAGCAAUUCUUCCAAGACGAUCCCAGCAGCGUUCUUCACGAUCCACGCGUUUAUCAAAAGUUUGGGUUUCCCGAUAUAUCAGGGCCUUCAGAGGCCGCCAGGGCGCUUCGAGGAUUGGUGGUACAGCAUCAGAUCUGGAACAUUAUACAACGACGCAUCUUUGCCCCUUUCCUGUUCAUAUCAUCCUACGGGGCGGACAGUGACGAUGAGCUGGAGAAAGGGUUAUGUAUGCUGUCAAAGAUCAUCGGUCGAAAGAGCGUGCGUCGCGAGGCGGUUUGGAGACAUACAACCAUGCAAGCCAUCUAUGCGAGUGCAGUGGGUCGCAAAGCUGCUCAGGUCAUUGCGACGAGGCUCAGCAGCGAGGUCAUCGACACAAUCUGGGCAUUGCCACCGAAAGAACCACCUGAGGCGUUGCGUCAAGCCGUCCGCAGCGUGGCUAAAGCAGCGGUACAGAUAUGGCGCCGCGCACGUCUCGAGUGUGACCUCAUUCACUCCAGCAUGCCAUCGACGCCGGGAACGUGGAAGAACAUAGACAGUCCGUCAGGCGAUAUGCUGUCGGUGCGACCGCAUAUCGUCAGAGAGGUUGCGGCUUAUGGCACGUCUGGAGGUGGACUUCAAGCAGAGGCAGCGAGUUGCCCUCAAGGUCCUCCGGACAUUGCAAGCUAUGUCUAUCUACAAGGGGUAGUGCUAAGCCAGGACUCGCCGGUGGUGCAGGCAAGACGACAAGAGUUGGUUGAGGAAGAGGAGUGUUGUAGCUGCACGACGGAAGAUAUGUCGGAUGGAUGCAUUGGGUGUAGUGGGUGUAGUGAGUGUGAAGGUUGA